Messenger RNA from Onychomys torridus (southern grasshopper mouse), 351 nucleotides. RefSeq names its product proline rich 9 (gene Prr9). The record is from RefSeq and is a predicted model, not a curated record. NCBI's taxonomy places the organism in Eukaryota, Metazoa, Chordata, Mammalia, Rodentia, Cricetidae. The transcript has a single exon. The coding region runs from base 1 to 351 and encodes 116 amino acids.
AUGUCUUUCAGUGAUCAACAGUGCAAGCAACCAUGUGUGCCACCUCCAUGUCUUCAAAAGACCCAAGAAAAGUGCCAGGCACAAGCUGAGGAAGGGUGUGUUCCCUCGUGUCAGGACCCCUGCCAAGAUAAAUGUCCACUCCAAGCUCAGGAGGCAUGUGAUCCUCAGUGCCAGGAGAUAAGCCAAGGAAGCUGCCCACAGCAAGGCCAAGACCCAUGCCUACCUCCAAGCCAAGACCCGUGCCUGCCUCAGUGUGCGGAGCCAUGUCAGGAGCUAGCCCAAACAAAAUGCGUGGAGGAGUUCCCACAGAAGCUCCAGGAGAAGUGUUCAUCCCAGGGCAAGGGAAAGUAG